UCCCAGCCUCCCACAGACCGGCUGGGCUGGGCUGGGCUGGGCUGGGCUGGAGAACAACAGUGCUGGAGACACCAGCGCUGCCGGACGCGGGCAGAGGGCCGGCCCAAGGCCCAGGGCGCUGGAGCUGGCCAGAGCCAGACCCAGAGGUCUCACAGCUGCCCUUUCCUGAGCCGGGUCAUGCGCUGCCCCAAGUGCCUUCUCUGCCUGUCAGCACUGCUCACACUCUUGGGCCUCAAAGUGUACAUCGAGUGGACGUCUGAGCCCCGGCUGCGUAAGGCCUACCCGGGACCCCGCAGCACCCCACCAGGCCCCACGCCAGCCAGCCCCGAGCCCACCCUGCCGGCUAACCUCUCGGCCCGUCUGGGCCAGACUGACCCGCUGCCCUCGGCCUACUGGAACCAGCAGCAGUGGCGGUUGGGGACCCUGCCCAGUGGGGACAGCACUGAGGUGGGGGGCUGCCGCGCUUGGGGAGCUGCCGCUGCGGCCGAGAUCCCCGACUUCGCCUCCUACCCCGAGGACCUCCGCCACUUCCUGCUGUCGGCAGCCUGCCGGAGCUUCCCACGGUGGCUGCCCAGGGGUGGCGGUGGCCAGGUGGCCAGCUGCGAGGACCCCGACAUCCCCUACCUGCUGUUGGCCGUCAAGUCGGAACCAGGGCGCUUUGCAGAACGACAGGCCGUGAGGGAGACGUGGGGCAGGCCGGCUCCCGGGGUCCGGCUGCUCUUCCUGCUGGGGUCCCCGGCGGGCGAGGGGAGGCCUGACCUAGGCUCCCUGGUGGCCUGGGAGAGCCGCCGCUACAGCGACCUGCUGCUCUGGGACUUCCUUGACGCCCCCUUCAACCAGACGCUCAAGGACCUCCUGCUGCUGGCCUGGCUGGGCCGCCACUGCCCCAGCGUGAGCUUCAUCCUGCAAGCCCUGGAUGACGCCUUCGUGCGCGUCCCCGCCCUUCUGGACCACCUGCGGGCCCUGCCGCCCAGCACGGCCCGUGGCCUCUACCUGGGUGAGGUCUUCACCCAGGCCAAGCCCCUCCGGAAGCCUGGAGGACCCUUCUACGUGCCUGGGUCCUUCUUUGAAGGCGGCUACCCAGCCUACGCAAGUGGGGGCGGCUACAUCAUUGCGGGCCGCUUGGCACCCUGGCUGCUGCGGGCGGCGGCCCGCGUGGCCCCCUUCCCCUUCGAUGAUGUCUACACCGGCCUGUGCUUCCAAGCCCUGGGCCUGGCCCCCAGGACCCACAAAGGCUUCCUCACGGCCUGGCCGGCAGGCCGCACUGCUGACCCCUGUGCUUUCCGUGACCUGCUGCUGGUGCGGCCCCUCAGCCCCCAGGACAGCGUCCGGCUCUGGAAACAGCUGCGGGACCCUCAGCUCCAGUGCUGAGACUCGGAGGUGGGGCGGGGCGGGGAGGGCAGACCUGGCCUGGGCCUUGGCGCCAGCCCCUUGCUCAGCCUCUCUUUCUAGGCCUCGGUGCGAGGAAGGAGGUCCUGGAAUGGAGGCUGCCUGAGCCCUCCCUGGGCCUCCCCAAGAGGCGACAGACUGUUUCCGUCUUUCAGUUUCUGAGGCCUGGAGUCGUCGUCUCUGUCUACGGGGCCUGGAGUCGUCGUCUCUGUCUAUGGGGCCUUGAGGCAGUUUACGGAGCAAAGCUCAGCUGCACCCUGACCUUCACACCAGACGCUCUCCCCACCCUUACUGGGCAAGGCCGGCUCCGAUGGCCUCUCGGUCACCUUGCUGGACACCAGCUUUGACCCGUUCUAUGGGAGACAAGAGGCCAUCUCUGGAGGACCCCACCCCCAUCCUGUUUGCUGAAGCUGACCUUCCAGCUUGCAAAAGUUUCUGGAGGAAGAAGAUAGCUCAACAGCCUUGGCCUUAUUUAUCUCAACUGGAGAAGCACGGGUGGUCCCAAACCAGUCAUGCUGGCCUCUCCUCCCACAUCCCCAACUCCAGGAAACAGAAACCAGAGGUAGCAUGAAGCCAAAUGCAGAGACAUAGUUUAUUCACUACCUGCUGACCACCUCUCACUCUGAGUAAGUUCCACAGGCUGACCUGCCACGUCCACCCCCAGCCCUGAGGGGCUUCCAGUCCUGGAGGUGCCCUUGCCCAGCCCCUGGGAGGAGACCCUGUAACUAAAGGCGAAGAAGGGGCUGACCAAGGCCCCACCAA
Messenger RNA from Lagenorhynchus albirostris (white-beaked dolphin), 2151 nucleotides. RefSeq names its product UDP-GlcNAc:betaGal beta-1,3-N-acetylglucosaminyltransferase 8 (gene B3GNT8). Gene Ontology annotation, cellular component: membrane. NCBI's taxonomy places the organism in Eukaryota, Metazoa, Chordata, Mammalia, Artiodactyla, Delphinidae. The record is from RefSeq and is a predicted model, not a curated record. The transcript is spliced from 2 exons. Gene Ontology annotation, molecular function: protein N-acetylglucosaminyltransferase activity. Bases 178 to 1371 code for a protein of 397 amino acids.